AUGGAGCUCAACUGCACAACAUCACUUACAAACCGCACACAGAUGCUAAUAUAUGGAGACAUGAAUAACGGAGAAACUGAGAUUGCAAUCGAUGCUCGUACUACGUCCUUCGAGGAGCCAACCAAGCGAGUUUUUGAUUCCCGCGGAACACAGCUGUUCCAAAACUCAGUUGCAAUGUACCGGCUGAAAAUGUAUCUGCACCGCUAUAUGGGCUUGAUGCACAAUGUAAAGGUACCUCAGCAGAGCAAUAACGCUAAGAUAGUGGAGUUUAUAGGGAUUCUACAGAAACUCGAGACAUUGGUCAACCAAACACCAGCAAUACCUGGGCCCAGACGAUACGGAAACCUCGCCUGCCGAGACUGGCACGACAAGGUAGAGGCUGUGAUUAAUACCACCCUGGAGGAUUUUCUACCAAUUGAGUGCCACAAGAGUAUUGUAGAAGUGCGAUACUACCUGGCAAAUGCAUUUGGCUCACGCGAACGGCUGGACUACGGCACCGGCCACGAACUAUCAUUUUUCGCAUUGGUGUGUGCUCUGGACAUGUUGGGGGUGUGGCCUGUGUCUCUCACAGGUGCUGACUUGCUUUUUCUAUUCGAUCGCUACUACGCACUUGUGAGAAAACUAGUGCUGGCGUAUAGCUUGGAACCAGCGGGUUCGCAUGGGGUCUGGGGCCUGGAUGACCAUUUCCACCUAAUGUACAUUUUCGGCGCUUCUCAGUGGGCAGACUCACGCACCGCUCCUGUAAUGCCAAAGGAUGUGCAAAGUAAAUCGGUCGUAGUGGACUAUGCCCCUACCAACUUGUAUUGCCAGGGGCUUUCGUUUGUCUUCCAGGUAAAGUCAGGCCAUUUCUCAGAAAACUCGCCUAUGUUGUAUGACAUCUCCCAGACAGUACCUACAUGGUCUAAGGUACAGCGCGGACUAUUGAAGAUGUAUUUCGCAGAAGUUCUUAACAAAUGCCCCGUGGUUCAGCAUUUCUGGUUUGGCACAGGGUUGUUUCCGUGGACUAGUCCCGAGGGCGGGUUCGACUUACCUACUUAUGAGUCAAGUGCAGAAGCACAGCCUGCUCCCACUCCUAUGAUAACUGCAGCUACUAUGAGGCCGGCUCCUGUUCGUCACUCCAUGAAGCCACCAAAUUUUCACACAGUAGGCCGAUUCACUUCCCAAGAUCGUUUUAGAAAAGGUUGA
This is a messenger RNA of Lachancea dasiensis, 1185 nucleotides long. The record is from the annotation of a GenBank genome assembly. Lineage: Eukaryota; Fungi; Ascomycota; Saccharomycetes; Saccharomycetales; Saccharomycetaceae.